AUGGAGGAUGCCAGUCAUCAUGGAGCGGCUGUCGAUACUAUUAUUAUCGAUAGUGAUUGUGAUGAUGAUGGUACGGUUCAUCAGAACAGGAUGAGAUCAAAUGAGUUGGGGGAUUCGAGUGGAACAUCUUUGCUCUACCUAAAUGAUGAGAUAUUGGCAUCUAUAUUCCUCUGGUUGCUCGGACCAGAGGAUGUAGCAUAUCGGCAUAUCCUGCCUAUGUGCAGCGCUAGCAGUACUCUAUCUGGCAUGGAUAUAGCUGGGGUUGAUGAGGGGCAGAGUAACAAUAAGGUAGAGGUGGGAGAUGAUGAUAAUGACGAGGCAAUGCCCCAAGGACACCAGGAGGAAGCUCUGGAUAAUCAUCAUGGUCAGCAUAAUGGGCCGGUCUCGCAUAGGGCUACUCUUGAGAAUAGUAGUACACCGGUUGGCGCAGUAUUGACAGGAAGGGAAAUACUACGAUCACUCUGCAAUAGAACGAGAAAUAUAAUCGAUUCCCUUUGUGGAGUCUUGACUAUACGUGUAAAGGAUCUAGUAGAGUCCGCAGUCAUUAGUGACUCCCCCACUAUAGCUCCGGCCACUCUGCCAAAUCGGAUCACAUGCCAGAAUUACAUUUUCGAUUUCACGGGUAUACAUUCGACAUCCCUACGAGGCCCUCUAAAUACCAUAGUCAACUUCAUCAAUACCACAACAUAUACACAAGGAUUGCCUCCUUCCCGUAUGGCGGCGGCAACAUUGUUAACACCACCAGCUAGAGUGCAUUUGCUCAACAUUAAUCCAUGGAUGCUCGAGCCAAGUAGCCGCUGCAUCCGUGACGUUUUCGGGGUUGUACGUGAUAUAGAGGAGAACAACAAAAAGAGUUGCUGCUUCCCCCAGCGGAUGAUGGACGAUAUCUCCUAUAACCAUAGCAUGCUCAUCGACAGUUCCUCCUCAUCUUCAUUCCCAUCUAGAAGAAUAGAGGUCGUUCGAAUGACUCUAUGCGGCUUCAUAAUACAUCAGCAGGAGCUGCCUCCAUUGAAGAUAACACUCAAUAACCUACGCUCACUUUCUCUAGCAUACUGCACUAUCCCUCUUACUGGACUUCAUGCUGCGUCCCCAGAUACAGUACGUCAGGUACCUUGGUUACCAUCUAUGCCCAUGUUGGAGAGCCUUGAGCUACGACAUAUGGUGGCUGUGGACAGCAGUGGUAUGAUGUCUCUAGGUCAUGGCUUGCCUAUCCUCAGUAUUGGUGACAGUGUUGGCCUCCCUGAUGCAUUGUUGGAAGGCAUCCUACAUCGUAUACCCAAUCUAAGGGAUCUACUCAUAGACUCCUCGGCAUCUAUCAUGUGCCCUGAUAUAGCCUCUAAUGCCCCUAAACUAGAGCAUCUCGCCAUAUCCCACUGUCCACGAUUGAGACCAUCCUCCAUCGAGAAGGAGGAGGCAUACCCCACUACGCAGCAGACCAUGAAGAUUGUACGAGAGUACGAGGCGUUACUGGGAGGUGGUGAAUCAGGGAGGGACACUCGACUGAGCAUCGUUAGAGAUAGUAUCAAUAAUGGGAUGGUCAACCAGAAGAGGUCCUUGGCCCCAUCAUCCAAGGCUACCCGUGACCACGAAGUACAUGACUCUACUCAGAGGGAGGGGGAGCAGCCGGCCAAUGAAGAUGACGAGAAGGAUAGUGAUGAUACUGGUAGUGUCGAUGACUAUCGACGUUUGAGUAAUGGAGAUGACCUUAUGUUGGAUCUCAUUAUAGAACUAACUACGGCAGUAGCUCUGGGCUUACUAGCGCGGCUAGUAGCUGUCAAUGAGAUAAUGUACUCUAAUUACCAACAACACCAACAACAUGCACGAGGUGCAUCGGCUACACACUCCACGCUCGAGACCUUCCCGACACCUGUCUCGCCUCCCAUUCUACACAGGCCAGAUCUAUCAGGGAUACACAUGGACGAUGAUGAUGACGAUGAUGAAGUCUCCUCGCCAUUGGUAGAGAUCCCAUCCCCCACUCCGAGGAACCCUCCCUCUACUGAUCGUAGACAGCCCUUCAUACCACCACCGCCACCACCGUUGAUAUCAAUAGUGCCCCCUCUUCCUGCCAUGCACACGAUACAACAGCUACUCCUCGUGCAUCGAAUGCCAAUGUCGGGACUGGAAUUGGAUGCUCCCUCGGGCUCUACUCAGUGGGACUCCUCUUAUAAGGAGACUAUGGCGGUGCUUAUUUCCGCCCCUGUGAAGAUGGCCUUUGAAGUCUUAGCUGGGGACAAUAAAUCGAUGGACUGGGGAAGAGAGGGGGAGGAGGUAGAGGAGGAGGGAAAGGUGUCAGGGGUAGCAGCUGAUGAUAGACACAACAAAGAGCCGGUGAUGGAUGGUGAUGAUGGUGAUCCUAUGUCGUCAUCCCUUGUUGAUGCUAGACACAGGGCUGUCUAUGAAUACGGCAAAGCGUAUCAGAGUAUGAUUGACAAGUUUAUGUCGAUGCGAACGGCUCAAGUUACUGUCAUGUCCCAAUUGCCCGAGAGACAACAACAACAGUUGCUCUGGAAAGGCUUACUUAUACAGUCUACUGGUGCCUUCUCGAGGGAAGGGGCAUAUUCCACCAAGAUCCUCACUUAUCGGAAGACCCUCUUGAAGUAA
Perkinsus marinus ATCC 50983 is the source of this 2601-nucleotide messenger RNA. RefSeq lists its product as hypothetical. The coding region runs from base 1 to 2601 and encodes 866 amino acids. Lineage: Eukaryota; Perkinsozoa; Perkinsida; Perkinsidae. The record is from RefSeq and is a predicted model, not a curated record. The transcript has 13 exons.